Molecule: messenger RNA, 1062 nt
Organism: Funneliformis mosseae
Lineage: Eukaryota; Fungi; Glomeromycota; Glomeromycetes; Glomerales; Glomeraceae
Source: the annotation of a GenBank genome assembly
AUGUCGUCUUCUAUAUCACCUUUUUAUCGUCCAGGGGUUUUCCCCGCACUUUCCAACCGGCUCCUUUCCAGUGCCUCUCAAUCCCUUCGUCUUGCUAUUAACCAACAAAUUUAUAUCAAAGCUGUAUAUAGCAAUCCUUUACGAGUCACUGGUUUACCUUUAACUACUACGAAAGGCUUCACUUAUUUGAUAGCAGCUUCUUGGCAUCCUAAAAGAAAACGAACUGCUGUAAAUUCUAUAUCUGGCAGUGGUCACGCAUGGUGGAAAGAACGUAUGAGAAUAGGUAAAGUAGAUGCAGGAGAGGAUGCCUUUUUCUAUGUUGGGACAAAUAACGGUGUAGCCUUAGGAGUAGCUGACGGUGUUGGUGGAUGGUCUCAGAUGGGUGUGGAUCCAGCCAAUUUCUCCUGGGCAUUAAUGGAUAAUGCUGCAAGUGUAGCAAAAGACAAUGCACCAGAUCUGUCGCCAUUUAUUGCCCCAUCUGGUUAUAAUGACAUAUUAGACGCUAAACAGAUACUAAGCGGGGCGUUCGACAAUCUGAUAAAAAGUGGUAAAGUCAAAGCAGGAAUCCUUAAUGCAGCUACUUUAGGCGACUCAGCAUACAUUCUAAUCCGUAAUGGUGCACUACUAUAUGAAUCUCCAUCACAACAACAUUUCUUCAAUUGUCCAUUUCAAUUAACUAUCGUACCUGAAUCUUACCCUAACCAAAAGCUCUACUUUAAAGACAAGCCAAGCGAUGCUCAACAGACUAGUCAUCAGCUUCAAGAUGGUGACGUUAUUCUUCUAGCUACUGAUGGAUUUUUUGAUAAUGUGUUUGCUGAUGAGGCUGUUGAAAUUGUAAAUAAAGAGCUUCGUGAUGUCAUGGGUCAUGAUGGUAUGGUUCGUGAAAUGGAUCUUGAAAAGCUUCGAACUCAUGUUAGAAGACUUUCAAGAAGGUUAACAGAUACAGCGAGACGAUUUUCUAUAGAUUCAAGGAGGAUAAGUCCUUUUUCACAAAGCGCAAAACAAAAUGGAGAAAGUAGAAUUGGAGGGUUUGCUGGUUUAUUAGCGAUCAGUAUUCCCUAG